Messenger RNA from Corythoichthys intestinalis (scribbled pipefish), 1250 nucleotides. RefSeq names its product ER membrane protein complex subunit 7b (gene emc7b). Gene Ontology annotation, cellular component: EMC complex. NCBI's taxonomy places the organism in Eukaryota, Metazoa, Chordata, Actinopteri, Syngnathiformes, Syngnathidae. Gene Ontology annotation, molecular function: carbohydrate binding. The record is from RefSeq and is a predicted model, not a curated record. The transcript has 5 exons. Bases 115 to 837 code for a protein of 240 amino acids.
GUCAUUAGCAGUACAGCCUGCUUCCGCUGAGUGCAGUCAUUGCCUCUCGGAAUACAACACUAGCGCAUCUGCCUUUCAAGCUGGCUAUUGUUCAAUAUUGAAUCGUAGUGUAGUAUGUCCAAAAUGGAAAAAAUACCGCUCUUGUGGCUUUUUGUUCAGGCCGCGGUUGUCGUUGCGUCAUGUUUCACCGAUGUGGAAACUGGGCCUGUUGCAGGUGUAUCGACUCAGACGACCGGUGAUCGGUUCAAAAUUGAAGGAAGGGCAAUCGUUCCUGGUGUAAAGACACAAGACUGGGUUUCCACGGCACGGGUUCUUGUAGACGGUGAAGACUACGUUGGUUUUUUGAGAACUGAUGGCAGUUUCGCAGUAAACGACAUCCCUUCUGGUUCUUACGUUGUCGAAAUUGUCACCCCUGGAUACAGAUUUGAGCCAGUGCGUGUUGAUAUCACAUCCAAGGGGAAAAUGCGAGCACGCCUUGUAAACUACAUCAAGACUUCAGAAGUAAUCCGCCAGCCAUAUCCUCUCCAAAUAAGGGCGAGUGGAAUUCACAGCUACUUCAUGAAAAGGGAAACCUGGGGCUGGACUGAUUUUCUCAUGAAUCCGAUGGUCAUGAUGAUGGUGCUGCCACUGCUAAUCAUUGUUUUACUGCCCAAAGUGGUCAACACCAAUGAUCCAGAAAUGAGAAAGGAAAUGGAGCAAUCUAUGAACAUGCUCAACCCCAACCCUGAACUCCCAGAUGUCUCUGAGCUCAUGACCAAGCUCUUCUCCGGGUCCAAGGGAUCCAGCAAAGCAGGUAGCAGCAGCAAGGGCACCAGGCCAGCUGUUAAGAGGAGGUAGUACGCAUACCUCAUUUGCCCGAAAAAGCACGUCAAGUCAUGGAUGCAGAAUUUUAAGUGACCUCCUAUUUUCUCCUGUCAUGGGUCUUAUUGUACAGUUCUCUUGCUGAACAGCUUCAAACUAUUUAGAACCUACAGAUUCAUGUUUUGUUCAUAAAGUUCUAACAGAAAUUUCUCUCAAAAGCAGUUGUUCUGCCAGCAUGUGAUUGUAAUCCUUAUCAGACUUUUCUGUGCUAAUCCUUUGGUGUGCUUUGCUGCUAAUUCCACUACCUGAAAUACAACUUCUAUAAAUAUUGAGAGAUUUUUUUCCCCAGUAAUAUAACUGUGAAUGAAGGUUAAUUGAAUAAAUGUUGAGACUGAUGUUAAGAUCUUAUUUAAAAACUUGGAUAAAUAAAUAACACCACUAUAUGAAAA